Ambispora leptoticha is the source of this 2337-nucleotide messenger RNA. The record is from the annotation of a GenBank genome assembly. NCBI's taxonomy places the organism in Eukaryota, Fungi, Glomeromycota, Glomeromycetes, Archaeosporales, Ambisporaceae.
AUGUUCUCUAUAAAUGAAUUACGGCACGAAUUUCUCCAGGAUAUUUCUUCAAUAUAUGACAAGCAGACUAACAAUUACGAUGUGAAAAUUAUUGUCAGUUCAAUUAAUGGAGAAAAAAUUUUUAACGCGCAUUCAGUCAUUCUCUGUGCUAGAAGUUCUUAUUUUAAUGCAGCUAUAUUAAAUGAGGAAAUGGUAAAGGAGGAAAAUAAAUUCAUUUUACGAAAGCCAAAUAUACAACCCAAUAUUUUUGAGUGUAUUUUGAAGUUUCUAUAUACCGGCGAAAUCGAUCUUGAAAAAGAAAUACGAAACAAUGACAUUGAUUAUCUUUCAUUACUUGCCGCAGCUGAUGAAUUAAUACUCGAUUCUCUUCUUGAUUAUAUUCAGCUAUACUUGUUAAACAAUGACAAAACCUAUAUUCAAGAAAAUUUCAUAAAGACUCUUGAUGUCGCAUGGCAGCACACCUCUUACACUAAACUUCGUACCUAUUGCGAAUCUGUUUAUCGCGAAAAUCCUCAAUUAAUAUUUGAUGCUGGUGAUUUCUCUUUAUUGUCCAGCACCAAUUUAGAAAUCAUUUUAAAACGAAAUGAUUUGAAUAUACCCGAGAUCAAAAUAUGGCAACGAUUGAUUGAUUGGGGUAAAGCAAAUCAUUCUGAGCUACAAUCUGAUGUUAGUACAUGGUCUGAAAGAAAUUUUGAACAGUUGAAGGAAGUAAUUGGGCCACACUUGAAACAUAUACGUUUCUUUUUAUUGAAAUCUAAUGAUUAUUACACUAAAGUCCGACCUUAUAAAAAGAUUUUGCCAACAAAAUUGAGACAAGAUUUAAAGGUAUUCUACUAUAUGGAAGAAAAUAAACUACCUUCUGGCUCUUUAGGACUACGAGAUUAUUCUAAUAAUCAGGAACCAAGUUUAUUUGACGUUUGGAACGUUCAUUUGAUCGGACAUGAUGAAGGAUCAAACUUUACACAACCGACAGGUCGGGCCGUUAUCAUACCUUCUCCUCCGUCCUAUAUUUCAAAAGACUCUCCCCAGAAUCAAUUUCGACCUCCUCCGUAUGCUUCAUAUGAGUCGCCCCAAAAUCCAUUGCAUGUUUCAUCAUGGGAUGAUCCGAAACAACCUUACGUUCCUCCCACAAUUCGGCAAAAUAAUCCAACUCUCUCUGUAUCUUUGCCAAAAUUACAGAAUAAACUUGGAAAUUCUCGUCAGUCUUCCCGGAUCACUGAAGAAGAUGUAACAACGAACGAACUUAUAUAUAAGAAAACCUGCACCGAAAUUUAUACACAAUUCUAUGAUUACUUUCGUCGCGAUAUUUUUUCCCCAAGAUGCCACCCCGGCGUUCAUGCAGCAAUUGGAGAUAUCUCUGGUUUCAACUGGCAUCUAAACAACGAUCCGAAGGCUUUUAAGGGAUGUCAAUUUUUUUCGGAAUUCGGAGAUUAUUCCAAAAUAGUUCAAAUUCAAAAGAAUCAAAAAUUACCGAAAUUUGCUUAUAUGGAAUUAUAUGAAAUUAUUUUAAUAUACACACCUUUUGAGAAAAAAAUAGCUUUUCUUAACAGCUUACAUCAUCAUUAUGGAAAUAGUAUUAGCUCCCAAGAUUCGUCAGAACCUACACCUUUUCAUUCUCUUGUUCUUCACAAUUUCUACUUUCAUUCGGAUUUGAUGUAUUCUGGCAGCACUUCUUGUCUUCAUCCCAUAUCUGAUGAAAUACGGAUUAAUCCCGAGGAUAUUGAAGCUGUUGUAAAAUGGCUGACUGGGAAAGGUUUUUCUAUAAAUACUUUAAAUCGCACUGGGCAUAGUGCUCUAGGAUUAGCUAUUCGGCUUGAAAAUACUUCGGCUUUGGAUAAGCAAUUUUUAAAAAUAUCUCCUCGAAAUAAAAAAUGGUCACAUGACUUAAUUUUAGCGAUGGUUGCAAACGGUGCCUCGAUUUAUGGAGAUACUGAUUUUAAUGAGGAGUCUAGGAGCAUGUAUAUUAACAUCAAGAAAAAGGUACCAGCCUACCCAAAUCAUCUUUGGACAGCAGUUAAAUACGGUUUUGAUAUUGAUAUUUUAAGGACUAUGAUAACCAAUAUCGAGGAUAUUCAAAAGGAAUGGAACGAGCAAGAAGGUGGCAAAAAAUGGAAUCUUCUCAAAUUUUCGGCGAAAUAUGAUCAUUUGGACAUGGUGAAGCAUCUACUUGAAAAUUACAUUGAGUUCCAUUCAAAAGACAUCAUUGCAAAAGCAAUCAAGAAAACUCCGUUAGGUAAAACCAGAGAAUAUAUGAAUACAUGGGUAGGAAGAUCAGGGGAGGAGAAACUGAAGGAUUUUCGCUUGAAAUUUCUUGAGAGUGGAACAGAGUCAUUCUGA